Molecule: messenger RNA, 933 nt
Organism: Equus caballus (horse)
Lineage: Eukaryota; Metazoa; Chordata; Mammalia; Perissodactyla; Equidae
Source: RefSeq, a predicted model, not a curated record
AUGACCACCAUCACCCCCAUGUCUCUGGGCACUACUGGCUCCUGGACCACCUACGAGGGUCAAUGGGAUGGCCUCAGGAGUGUCUGCCCCAGCACCUUCUAUGGAUUCCACUGCGAGUUUGCCGUGGAACAGAUGGAUUUGGAAACUGUGGACGCUGAAGUGGGCAUGGAGGUGGCUGUUGACCAGGAGUUCUUCCCGGAUCUCCAUGACAACACUUCCAAGGCCUACAAGGAUUUCAGCAACAUCUUCCGCAGUCAGAUGCAGAAGAUUUACCAAAAGGUGCAGGGGUUCAAGGAUGUGGAGAUCCUGUCUCUGAGGAAUGGCAGCAUCGUGGUGGACUAUGUGGUCCUGCUGGAGUUGCCCUUCAGCUCCCAGUUGGAGACAAACUAUGAGAUGGUGAAGACGGUCCUGAAAGGUGAGCUUCAGAAUGUCAGCCAGGAUGUGGACAGCUGCCAGAAAAACCAGAACCUGUGUUUUAAGCCUGACUGCAUCACUGUGAGAAAGGACACCAGAACGGAGCUGAUCCAGCAAGCCAUCAGCCGUCGUGCUGCUGUCGAGGGCUGUGAGGAUUAUUACUUCCCCUUGGAGGAGAAGCGGCUUCGCUCUGUCACCAACUGCACAUCAGAUGUGGAAGGAGCCAUUGACUAUAACCUGGGCCAGUGCUUUGUGCAGAAGAGCGGUCCCGAGUGCAGCUGCUUCUCCACAGACACGCACUGGUUCUGCGAGGUGGCCGUCCAGUGGAGGGCGCUGGUCGGAGGCCUGGCGGGGGCCUGGGCGCUGCUGAUGGUGGAGCUGACCCUCUUCUUCAGGCACUGGCAGAGGAGGGGCGGCCUAGGCGGAGCCCGGUCCUUGGACGAUGACAAGAAGUGGUUUGAGAUCUGGGACGAGGACACUGCAGGGACUUUUUCCAACUUGGGCUUCCAGGAUGGCUGA